Messenger RNA from Podarcis raffonei (Aeolian wall lizard), 4491 nucleotides. RefSeq names its product solute carrier family 1 member 7 (gene SLC1A7). Gene Ontology annotation, cellular component: plasma membrane. The coding region runs from base 336 to 2036 and encodes 566 amino acids. The record is from RefSeq and is a predicted model, not a curated record. Gene Ontology annotation, biological process: L-glutamate transmembrane transport. Gene Ontology annotation, molecular function: neutral L-amino acid transmembrane transporter activity; glutamate:sodium symporter activity; L-glutamate transmembrane transporter activity. The transcript has 11 exons. NCBI's taxonomy places the organism in Eukaryota, Metazoa, Chordata, Lepidosauria, Squamata, Lacertidae.
UGCUUUUCAUAUAGGGUGUUGCUUUGCUUAGAUAUCACUCUUGUUUCAAAAGUACUACUCUACUCUGUUCUAAUUUUCCAGAGUCGGUAAUCUUCUUCCAGGUUCUUAUUGAUGUAGUCACUAAUAGGAUUGUUGGUAUUAAUUUGGAAAUAAUGCCAGCUACAUGCUUGGUGGCUAUUGGCAGAAGAGGUGACAUUGCAGGUCAGCUAAGCAGCACUAGAAACGCUUUGAUCUAAUCUAUACCAAGCCAGAGCUGGCUAUUCUAACAAGAGAGGCUGGUGAGGUCUCUUUCUCUAUGGGAUGCUGAUUCUCUUCCAGAGAGCACUGAGGACAGCAUGGCAGUGGCUUUGGAUGCAAUGCUGGCUCGGGUCAAGGAUGUGUGUAAAAGAAAUGGUUUGCUCAUUCUCUCCGUGUUAUCCGUCAUAGUGGGAUGUCUCCUUGGGUUCUUCCUCAGGACCAGACGCCUCUCUCAGCAGGAAAUAAGCUAUUUCCAGUUUCCUGGGGAGUUACUGAUGAGAAUGCUGAAAAUGUUGAUUCUACCACUGGUUGUUUCAAGCUUAAUGUCUGGGCUAGCAGCCCUCGAUGCGAAGACAUCUAGUCGAUUAGGCAUCAUAACAGUCACAUACUACCUUUGGACCACUUUUGUGGCUGUUAUUGUGGGAAUCAUUAUGGUCUCCAUUAUCCAUCCUGGUGGGGCAGCCCAGAAGGAGAACACGGAGGAAAGUGGGAAGCCAAUCAUGAGCUCUGCAGAUGCCUUGCUGGACUUAAUUCGGAACAUGUUCCCUGCCAACCUUGUUGAGGCCACUUUUAAACAGUACCGAACCAAAAGCACCCCGAUUGUGAAAGCCAACAAAGCUGCGUCUGAAAGCACCACACGCCGAAUCAUUAUCUACGGGGUUCAGGAUGAAAAUGGAUCCAACAUCCAGAAUUUUGCCUUGGACAUCACACCACCACCCGAAGUUAUCUACAAGUCAGAACCAGGCACCAGCGAAGGCAUGAACGUGUUGGGGAUUGUAAUAUUCUCUGCUACCAUGGGAAUAAUGUUGGGGAGGAUGGGCAACAGUGGCGUUCCCUUGGUUAGCUUUUGCCAGUGCUUAAAUGAAUCUGUCAUGAAGAUAGUGGCUGUUUCCGUAUGGUAUUUUCCAUUUGGAAUAGUGUUCCUUAUUGCUGGUAAGAUCUUGGAAAUGGAUGAUCCAUCAGCCAUCGGGAAGAAGCUAGGCUUUUACGCUAUUACUGUGGUUUGUGGCCUGGUGGUACAUGGACUUUUUAUUCUGCCAAUGACAUACUUCUUCAUCACCAAGAAGAACCCCAUUGUUUUCAUCAGAGGGAUUCUUCAAGCCUUGCUUAUUGCUCUGGCCACCUCAUCCAGCUCAGCCACUCUGCCUAUAACCUUCAAGUGCUUGUUAGAGAAUAACCAUGUGGACAGGAGGAUUGCCCGAUUUGUGCUCCCAGUGGGGGCAACAAUCAAUAUGGAUGGGACCGCCCUUUAUGAAGCAGUAGCAGCUAUUUUUAUUGCUCAAGUAAACAAUUACGAGCUGGACUUUGGGCAGAUCAUCACCAUAAGUAUCACAGCAACUGCUGCCAGCAUUGGUGCAGCUGGAAUCCCGCAAGCUGGCCUUGUGACUAUGGUUAUCGUUCUUACAUCAGUGGGGCUUCCUACAGAUGAUAUCACUCUAAUCAUUGCAGUCGACUGGGCCUUAGACAGAUUCCGAACAAUGAUCAACGUUCUGGGGGAUGCUCUGGCUGCUGGAAUCAUGGCUCACAUCUGCAGAAAAGAAUUCACCAAGGAUGGGUCUGAGGUGCCUUUGAUCUGUGAAACAAAACCGAUCAGUAUCCACCAGAUCAUGGCUUACCAGAGAAAUGGCUGUGUGAAGAACAUGAAUGAGCCUCAUGGACCUGAACCAUCAAAGACAUUCCAGCAUCAAAUACCUGUUCAAGUGGAGCAAGAAGAAAACCCGACAGAAACUCAUACAGAGAAAUCUAGCAGUAAGGACCACUGCACUAUUGAAAUCAAUGAACUGGAGACAAAUGUGUAACUGUUAUUCUGGAGGUAUUUGAAACCUAAUGACUACCUCACAGCUGGAAUUGGGAGACAGCCUUUUGCCUUGAAUGGGAAAACAUGGAAGGACUGCCAUGUGCAAACUACGGCUGUGAGGCCAGCUGUGAACAUCUGUGAAGAAGAAGAAAGAAGGCUUCAACAAGUUUGGGGGUUUUUCAGCAGCUUGGUUGGUUUUGGUACAAAGGAACUGAUCAGUGGACAACUUUGGUUUACUCUAGGCAACCUUAUGUGACUCUGCUUAUGAUGCUCUUUAAAAGAACUCUAACCCCUUUAAAAUGAUUCAUAAGAGCUCACCAUCUCACUGUCCUCCUAAUCGUGAAGAUAACGUCAAUAUUCACAAUUCCUUUAUUUCACUGAACAGCUUCAAAAUUAACAUUAGCCUCAAACAGUAAAACUUUUGCAUUCAAUUAACAGGGCAACAAAUCAAAAAGGCAUUUAUCUUAGCAAAAGGCCAAAGUAAUAAUAUUUCCCAUUUGAAAUGGGACGUCAUUAUUAUAAACCUUACAAAAUUAAAUAUGUUUGCACAUGGCAACAUCAGCUCAUGGAGUCUUCCCUCUCCUCCAGAGAUCAUGAUCUCUGCAAGGAGAUCAUAAGCAUGUGCUUUCAUUUUCAGCCAGCUGCUGAUUGUCAUUAUAUGCAAACCUUGACAAACUGUGGUUAGGGUUUGCUAUGGUUUACUGAAAGAACUCAACUUUAAACCAUGGUUAUUGAUCCUGGCUUAUUUCAAUAAUUGAUAGGAAUGCUAACCACAGUUCCUGGUUGGGACAUAAAAACAAACCACGGUUAAUUUAAAAUGGAGGGGGAUGCUUCCCAUCUCCUCCUCGUAGCAUGCCAGAGGAGGAAAGAGAAGACUCAUAUGAUUCAUGUGUGUCAUAUGAAACAGUGGUUCGUGUGAAUCACGCCAGUAAGUUAUUAUGUAGCAAACCACUCUGAAUUGCAAUUUAACUCUCCAUGCUAUCCAUUAUUCUGUUGAAAUAUUAGUCUCUCUGUACUCAGGUUGACUCACUAUUCUGUGAGAGGAAUUCAAGCACUCUAGAUUUGUGCAGUUAAAGUGGUUUAAAAGGACCACUUCACAUCAAAUCCAUUUUUUAAAAAAAGAAUCAGACCCUUUGCAGUUUGGAAACUGACAGAAAUGUAUUGAAAAGUGAGGGACGAACAAAUGACUAAUGGGAAGAUGUAUAAAUAUCGUGACAGCAAAUCAGGAUGAAUGCAGGACUGAUACUCAUUGUUGUAUAACUGCCCUGCAAAUAAAACAGAAUGAAUACUCAAUAAAGGCCAGUUAUAAUCUAACCUCUGCAUAAGCUUUGUGCAAGCAAACUCAAUAAACUGGUUUUCUAGAGGAGCCCUAUGGCAAUUUCAUUGCAUUUCAGUAGCUGCAUUCUCCUGUAUCACCGUUGGCUGUGAUGGUAAUGACUGAGUACAAAAAAGGGGUCUGUGCAAAUCAGGGAUUCUCAAAAUCCUUUUCUCUUUUACUUCUUUUGCAAUACAGAGUGUUUGAUACUUGGCUAAUCUUUUUUUAAAGUUUUCAUGUGUAUGUUGCCAUGUAUAUUACCUUUUUGGAACUAAUGAGAAGGUUGUUUGUUUGUUUCUUUAAUGAACCUGUUAUUUGGAAGAGAUUCUCAAAGGUAGGCAUUAAGUUUGUCUACAAAUAUCCCAUCAUGUUUGCCUUCCAAGUGCCAGAUGCAUGUGCUUCUCUUCUUCGUUUUUCUUCGUUUAAAAAAAUCUUGUUCCAUUCUAUAACAGCAUCCACAGCAUCUAGACUGCAGGAGUCCAGACACACACACAAAACCUGGUGCUACAGAAGAGUACGUAACGUUCUCUUCUUUGUAUAGACUGUAUAUAUACCAUGACGUUUAUGGCCCAGAUCCUUUGACUAAUAUAGAGCUUGUGGUCAGAGAGCAGACUAAACAUAGGCUGGGAUCCAGUGUACAUGACUGGCACAUUUUCAUUGUAAUGCUGUCCUCACUUCCAUAGUAAAUGUUCUUGUGAACUCCCAUCCUUAAACUUGUUUUUCUGAAUUAAUAACCAUGCUCCACACACACACACACACACACACACACACAGCUAGACCUUCAGCUCCAUUCCAAGUAUCCAGCCACACAUUCCUGUGCUUCUAAUAAUGGGAAUGGAAGUCGAAGCAGCUUGAAGGAUGGGGGAAGACUGUGGCUGUUGAAUAGGCUAUGCCAAUUUCUCAGUCUAAUUGGCAGAAGGUUAUUAGAGGCAGCCAAGACUCCCAUAGUCUUGUUGCACAGAAGAUGGAAUUGAUUCUACACUGAGAGCUAGUGUGAUGUAGGGAUUGUAUUCAAGUGACUUUUACUCAGAGUAGGCCCAUUGAGAUUAAUGACCAUAUCUAACUUAAUUUCAAUGGGUUUCUUCCGAGUAAAAGUUAGGUGUCUACAACCCUGGGAUUGUGACUGAGGAGAGUCGGGUUA